Trichomonas vaginalis G3 is the source of this 2778-nucleotide messenger RNA. Its product is annotated as HD-domain/PDEase-like family. Lineage: Eukaryota; Parabasalia; Trichomonadida; Trichomonadidae. Bases 1 to 2778 code for a protein of 925 amino acids. The record is from RefSeq and is a predicted model, not a curated record. Gene Ontology annotation, biological process: signal transduction. Gene Ontology annotation, molecular function: 3',5'-cyclic-nucleotide phosphodiesterase activity. The transcript has a single exon.
AUGACGAAUCGAUUACAUUUGCGGCAAGGUCGCCCAAUAAAACAGUUCACCGAGCGCCUUAACGCAGUAAUUCCACCACUUAACGAGAAUCAAGAGAAAAUAUCUACAACAAACUCAGAAAUUUUCGAAAAAUUAGAUCGUUUUUCUUUAAAUGAAGAAUCUAGACUUCGUUGUGAAACAUUUUUCGAACAAAUGAUGGAAGCUAGCUUAACUCAACCAAUCGAAUUAUGUUUUCCUGACAUUUUAAUCGAUUUAUUUUCAUCAAAUACUGCUAUUGUCUGGUCACCAAACGAAGAUUCAACAGUUUUCUAUUCUAAAGUACAUAAAGUCGAAGUUAAAGGACAAAAUACAUUACUUGCCGCAGUUUGUAAAUCAAAAACAGCAAUGAUUGUAUGUUCUCUUGAACCAACAGCACCAAUACCAAUACUUCAAGAAGAACCUAAGUCACCUCAAUUGAUUUUCCCACUUUAUUUACAAGAUGGCUCAAUUACUUGUGUUGUUGAAAUUAUUAGACAUAUUUCUCAGCCAUCCUUUGAAGAUAUAGACAUUAAAACAGCCAACUUCUUAAUGGAGAAGUUCAUGGUGUAUGGGUCUACAAUAAUUCAAGCUGCAAAAAUGAUAGAUUUUGUUUAUCCUUUUUGCACGAGUUCAAUGACGUCAAUCAUACUUCCUCUUUAUACAUCAAUGCUUUGUGAUAAAAUGAAGGCAGAAAUUUGCGAAUUUUGGCUACAUCGUUCAGAUAAAUCUUUUAAAUACCAAAAUCAAAGGUUUACAUUGAUAGAACCACAUAAUGUAGGCAGUGUUACAGAAGCCUUCAGAACAGGAGACCCUCUUCUCGUCAAAACAGCAAGGUAUCAUCAAUGUUUUUGCUUUAAUGGCGAUUUUACACCAGAUUCAUCAGUUAUAUGCGUUCCUCUUAAAUUCCAGAACAACACAACAUUUGCUGUUGUAUUAAGAAGGCAAGCAAUUCCAUUUAAUGAAGUUGAUUUGUUUAAAUUAGGAGUUGUUGCACCAUUUAUCAUACAAUCAUACAUGAUGUCUGAAUCAUUAGUUACGUCACGUGAAAAUCCAGAAGAUAUUCCAUACAGAAUGAAAGAAAUGAUGAGAACAGCGAAAUUAUUAUUUGCUUCAAAGACAAUUAAGGAAACUGCAGAUAGUUUAGCCAAGAAACUAUGUCGUGCAGAAGAAAAUGAUACAGAAAUAGCAUCGCCUUUGUUUGAUAUUCAAAAUAAAAAAGUUUCAGAAAUUGGAGUUUCGAAACGUCAAAAUGGAGAAAAGUUUAAUGAUGAUGACAAAAAUAUUCUCAAUGCAUGGUCAGUUUUUACAUCAUACAGACUUCGAAUUCAAGAAAUUCUUGAUGUUUUUCCUAAGUUUGUCGGAGACUUACUGAAAGAGAAUCCGAAAGAUGUCAUCGCAUAUUUAGAAUUUUUCAUGAAAGAACUUGGUGCAAAACGAACAUCAAUUUUCGUUAAAUCAAACUUUUCUGCAGAUUUAAUUCCAGCUUUACAACUUGGUAAAAGUAAUGAAACAAUAUCAGAUGAAAAUGCGAGAAAAUCUAUUGAUACGAGUGACACAGUUGUCACUAUCACUAGGAAGAGUGAUCGAAAGAACAUCACGGCAUGGAAUCCAGACAACGACGAUAUCAAUGCAGAAGAAGCAACAGACGAUAUAAUUAUUGAUUGUUUGAUUAGUGUUAAAGGUGUUUUUGAGUGUGAACUCACAUUACCAAGUGACAAUUCAUAUCAAAAGGGAAUCCAGUUCUGCUGUGAGUAUAUUUCAUAUUUGUUGAAUAAGAAAUGCAACGAUGAGAUUGUCAUGAUGGGUGAUGAAGGAUAUUUGAUAUCAAACUACAUCACAGCUAAAGAAAGUGUUGACUUUGCAAUUCCAGAACUUCUUAAGAUCCAAGGUGUUUUCGAGCUUGAUUUUUCAUGUGAAAAUUUAGACAACAUUGGAUUGAUCAAAGUUUGUUUCUUUGUCUUCGCAAACUUCAGAUUGAUGCAUGAGAUGCAGAUCAACGCAGGAACUCUCAUGAAGUUCUUCUACAGAGUCUCACUUCGAAAUUCAUAUGCAGAAGACAAAGAUUUCAAACAUACAGUUAAAAAUCUUAUAUUCGCAUCUAAACUCAUCAUGGAAUCAGGUGUUGAUCUUAGUCGCCAACAGAUAUGCUGCCUUCUUGUUGCAGUUCUCUGCAGACACAUCGAUAGUGAACGUGUUCCAGACAAAUAUCCAAACAAAUGUUCUAUUUCAGCAGGUGAAUUUUUGUCCAAACUACCAGUCUACGAAUCUCUGAGUGCAGAAACGUUCAUCUCUUUGUCGAGAGGCUGUUCAUUGUUCCCUGAAAACGUUCGAAGUGUUUGUGAAGCGACAGUUGUUAAACUAAUAAUCGAUGUUGCUCAUCAACGACAUUUCACAGUUCUUGAAAACAUCGCAGAUACAUAUGAUGGAAUCUUGACAUUGAUUAUGAAAGCAUCCGAUUAUUCUAUCUGCUGUGCACCAUAUCCAGAGUUCGAGAAAGAGAUGUACACAUUUGCAGAUAUGUAUUAUAUCUCAGGUGACAUCUCUAAGAUUCCAAAAGUUUCAUAUACUAUAUUUUCUAAAGCUCGAGAAUACAUUGAUAAGAAAGCAACAUUACCAUCAUUCUUUAUGUCAGUUGUUGUUCCCUUAUUUGACAAACUUGAAAAAUCACUUCCCAAGUUACAACCAUAUCACUCCAGAGUUGCCCAACUUGGAAUUAAACUUCAAAGUCAAACCCCAGAAGAAGUUGAUGGCAAAGAAUAA